GCACCCCUCCAUUUAGAACUGCUAUUAAAAUAGUCAGUUCACUGGAAUUAAAAAAAAAUGAAUUCGCCGCGUACUGUGGUCAGUUGAACUUGGGUCAGCUGAUCACAGCAAUCGGUUCCAAUUUCAGUACGAACUGUAGUUGUUUCUUUGAGAGCAACAACAGUUGUUUCCUGAUGUUUCAUAGUGUAUUGUCUGACCUGGCAACGCGCCAUCCCGGCUGCUGGGACUUUAGCCAAUCGCAGAACGAUUACUGGACUGGUGGCCAAUGACAGAAAAGUACUGGAGUUGCCGGCCAACUGCAGAAGGAACACUCGGCUUCUGGCCAAUCGCAGAACAAGCCCAUGCUCGCUAGCCAAUCGCAGGAGUCCGUGGCCGAGCGCUCGAGGAGGCGGCUCCGCCCCGCGCUCUGACGACUCCGAGCCUCAUAUUGUCCCGUGUUGGCGCCGCCAUUUUGGGAGUCAGGCAAUGUGCUGAGAGACGCGAGCGGAUCCGCCGCCGCCGCACCGUCACUGCGCUUUCAUGAAGAUGGUUCAUACGUGCGUGGUGGUGGGCUGUCGGAACAGGAGGACCCCCGGCACCACGCUCUCCUUCUACCGCUUCCCGCGCGACCCGGAGAGGAAGCAGCGCUGGAUCGCGGCGGUGAACCGCCAGGGCUGGCAGCCGAACGACGGCAGCAGGCUGUGCAGCACGCACUUCAUCUCAGGUAAACAAGUGAAGAACCCGCGCUCCCCGGACUACGUGCCCUCCGUGUUCGGGACGACGCUGUCCGCCGACGGGACGGAGCCCUUCGACGUGUCCGACAAGCACCAGGCGCAGGUGGAGGCGGCCAACGCUCUGCUCUUCCUGCAGGGCCAGGUGCUGGAGGCGGGGCCGAGGGCGGAGCCCUUCCCCGAGAGGGGCGGGGCCGAGGCGAGCGGCUGUCCCGACGCCCCCGCGCGGCCCGCCGACGGAGAGCCCCGGGCCGAGGGCCCCGCCCCGUCCCCGUGCUCGGACUCCGCGGCCGACUGCGAGGAGGAGGUGGCGCGCCUGCGGCGGGAGGUGCGAGCGCUGCGCGAGCUGGCGGAGCGCUCGUCGCUGACGGAGGCGGCGCUCAGGGCCGACCCCGAGAAGGUGCGCUUCUACACGGGCCUGCCCAGCUUCUUCGUGCUCGAGACGGUGCUGUGGCUGCUCUCGCCGCACCUGCGCGCCGACAAGGGCCUCAAGCUCUCCAAGUUCCAGCAGCUGCUGCUCGCGCUCAUGCGGCUGCGGCUCGACCUGCGCAACCAGGACCUGGCGUACCGCUUCGGCGUGCAGGUGGCGGCGGUGGCGCGGACGGUUCGCGCCGUGGUCGAGGCCAUGUCCUCCACGCUGGUGCCCACCACGGUCUUCUGGCCGUCGCGCGACGAGCUGCGGCGCAACCUGCCGGCGGCCGUGCGCUCCGCCUGCCCCGACUGCGUGGUCGUCGUCGACUGCUUCAGCGUGGCGCUCGAGAGGCACGAUGAGGCCGACGCGGUCGACGCGCCCGCCAGGUCCCUCAAGUACCUGAUCGGCGUGGCGCCGCAGGGCGUCGUCACCUUCGUGUCCAGGGGGGCGCCGGGCCACGCCAGCGACCGCGAGCUGCUCGAGCGCUGCGGCCUCCUCGGGAAGCUGCUCCCCGGGGACGUGGUGCUGGCCGACCGCGACCUGGAUGCGAGCGAGGCGGUCGCCGCCCGGGGGGCCCAGCUGCGGGUCGCGGGGUGCGACGGCGGCGAGGAGGACGAGGAGAAGAGGGCGCUGCGGAGGCACGUGGGCCGCGUCAUCGGCAUGGCGAAGAAGCGCUACGCCAUGCUCAACGGCCCCGUGGAGAGUCCGUUCGCGUCCGACCGCGCCGCCGACAUGACCACGUUCGACCGCGUGGUGCGCGUCGUCUGCGCCCUGAACAAUCUCUGCAUAUCCGCCGCUCCUCUCGAGUGACUGGCACACCCCGUGGGCUCCGUCCCUACAGCCUUUUGUAUGCUCGUUUUUUUAAUUCCCUUCCUCACAGUUUGUCAUCCUCCAGCACAGCGGUAAAACAAGGUAACUGUCGGGCGCAAGUAGCUGCAGUCUUCAGAAGUCCUCUCCAUGAGCGGUAAAUGUGACUCACUCUGGGGUGAGACCGCGCGGUUAGACCCCGCUCCGAAUGCUGUCCUCCGAUUGGUCCAGUCAGGUCUGGGGGCGGGUCUGCCGAUGCUGUGGCCCCCUGGGGCCCCUCAGGGUCGAUGGGGUCGGGCGGGUGAAGGCGAGGUCCCGACGUGUCACCUGGCCCACAUUCUGGUGGAAAGGGGGGGGGCUGCGGUCGAGUGUUCAGGUGCAGAGGCUGAUGGGUAAAAUGUGGCUGUGUCACCCGAUCUCCUCUGUGGGACUGGAACACAUCCAGAAGGAUGUGAGUCCGAGCUGCUCCGCGGUCACUUUGGGCGUCGAUCUCAGCUGGGCUUCACCGAGCUGCUCUGCGUCUUAUGAACUAGAGCCUCCCGCUCGUGUUUGGGUUGAAUCCCUGCGGGGGGGAUAAGAAUAAUCAGGGUUUGAGGAAAAGCUCCACUUACUACAUGAUUUACAUCUUUGGCCUCAUUUCUCAUCUUUCUGUUCAUGAGUUAUGAUCUGCUGUAGUUAUGAGGAGCUCAGUGAGGCCCAGUGAAGCGAGGCCCGGGACAGGGGUUGGGGUUGGGGUUGGGGGGGUCGUCGUGCUCCUUUGAUCUGCGCCGAACCUCUUCCCCGUGACCUGAACCCUCGAAUCUGUGUGCAAAUGAUCGUUCUUUUCCUCUUUCUCCUUCUAAAUGUGUUCUCUGUGAAGCGAGGCGGUCGAGGAGGACCAGGGUUCGAGCGCAUGGAGUCGUGCGACGCCUUUUCGCUGUUGUUCGCACGAUGUGCCGCCAUCACCCAGCACGUCGCAACGGUCAUUAAACAGUUCAUUGAGACCAGAGUCCUUCCCUUCUUUCUCUCAGGGUCUCGAACCCUCACACAGUGGCACAGCAACAGGACAUCUGUGCAAAUAUCUAUAUAAACAUCUGGGUUCGAAUCCCACCCUCACUGUGUCGUAGCUCCCUUGAGAGUUUUAAUGAUGCUGUAAAAAUUGUAGUGCUGUAUAAAUGGGUAGAGUAGUGUAAAUCGGUGUAAAAACC
This is a messenger RNA of Scleropages formosus (Asian bonytongue), 3116 nucleotides long. RefSeq lists its product as uncharacterized. The transcript has 2 exons. NCBI's taxonomy places the organism in Eukaryota, Metazoa, Chordata, Actinopteri, Osteoglossiformes, Osteoglossidae. The coding region runs from base 520 to 1932 and encodes 470 amino acids. The record is from RefSeq and is a predicted model, not a curated record.